AUGUCGGCCGCCCAAGCUCUCCGCGAGAAGCAAGCUCCCAUCAAAGAAGGGUACCGCAAGGACCCUUCUUCUGCCAUAGUAACCCUAAAGUCCACCGGCUCGCUCGACGACUCCUCGAUAACAUGCAAGCUUUCGACCGGGGCCGCUGUCAAAGAAGCCUCCCGAAUCGCAGGCCUACACCCCAAAGCGGGCGGUGACGAGUUCGCAGUAUCAGGCGAGCUAUGCUCAGGCGACAUGCUUCUCGACGCCUUGGUGGCUUGCUCGGGAGUUACUCUCAAGGCUGUUGCAACUGCGCUUGGACUUCCUGUCAAGUCAGGCACGGUUACUGCAGAAGGUGAUCUCGACUUCAAGGGCACAAUGGGCGUCGACAAGGCGGCGCCAGUGGGUAUGACGGGCAUACGACUGCAGUUCAAUAUUAAAUUUGGGGAGAAAGACGACGGGAGCGAGGUCAACGAGGACGAUCUUGAGAAACUGGGUAAGCUGACAGAGCGGUAUUGCGUGGUGCUACAGACACUGGCCAAGAAGCCGACUAUUGGCGUUGUUAUGAUCGGUAGUGGAAAGCAGGGAGACAGUAUUGAAAGAGAGAUCAUGCAUGGUAGCAAGUACUGA
Messenger RNA from Ascochyta rabiei, 609 nucleotides. RefSeq lists its product as uncharacterized. Lineage: Eukaryota; Fungi; Ascomycota; Dothideomycetes; Pleosporales; Didymellaceae. Bases 1 to 609 code for a protein of 202 amino acids. The record is from RefSeq and is a predicted model, not a curated record. The transcript has a single exon.